Messenger RNA from Gordionus sp. m RMFG-2023, 3552 nucleotides. RefSeq lists its product as uncharacterized. Lineage: Eukaryota; Metazoa; Nematomorpha; Gordioida; Chordodea; Parachordodidae. The record is from RefSeq and is a predicted model, not a curated record. Gene Ontology annotation, molecular function: RNA polymerase II cis-regulatory region sequence-specific DNA binding; DNA-binding transcription factor activity, RNA polymerase II-specific; protein binding. The transcript is spliced from 9 exons. Gene Ontology annotation, biological process: regulation of transcription by RNA polymerase II. The coding region runs from base 122 to 2182 and encodes 686 amino acids.
UUUUUUUAUUUAUAGUAUAUUUCCUUAUUUUAUAUUGAUCUCACAAUGAAAAAAGACACGCUAUUUGAUUAUACAACUAAAUUUAUUUUUAUAAAAUAUUUUGAAUAAAUUAUUUAUACACAUGAGUCAAAUUAUGAACUUUUCUCAAUCACAAACCAAUCAUGAUAAUGUUAUCCCCAACAAUCCGAACAGUUUAGAUGAAUCGACAUUAAAUAUUUCUGCUUUUCAUUUGAAUAAUACACAAGAAUAUAUUAAUGAAUCAGCUGUAAAAAAAGAUAAUUUAGAAAAUGGCCAUCAUUCAUUACAAUCCAAAAUUACUUGUCCUUUAGAUCAAAAUAAUAUUAGUAAUGCCCAACAAUGGCUUCAAUCUCAACCACUUCAUAUGAUAGGAAUUUUGCAUUUUCAAAAUACAACAUAUGUUGUUAAGAGUGAUAAAGUGCUCAUAGGACGGAAAGGAAAUAAUAAUAAAAUUGACAUAGAUGUUGGGUUUUCUAAUUUUGUGUCUCGUACACAUCUUGAAAUAUAUAAAAGUGCCAAUCAGGGUUAUAUGGUAAGAUGUGUUGGCAAGAAUGGUGUUUUUAUUAAUGAAAUAUAUUUAUCCAAAGAGAAUGACCCCUUUGAACUACCUGCUGAAUGCAACUUACAUUUUCCCAACACCGACAUUUCCAUAAAAUUUAAAUGCCUGGCUUACCGAGAUGCCAGGGAGAUCGAACUAGAAAUUAGAGCUUACAUCUCCUCGCUCCAAGACAAAAACCUCUUAAAUCUCACUAACUCAAUCAUCCAAACUAAUAAUAGCAUUAUCUCUAAUUCAAAUCUCAACCAAUAUAAUUCUGAUUCUUUAAAUGCAUUGUGCCCUCAAAAUGAGGCAUUCGUUACGAAAACUAGCCUUGACAGAGAGAUUGAGUUACAAAAAAACCUGAACAAAACACCUGAGAUACAUGCCAAAGUUGUCAAGAGGGUAAAAAGAAAGUUGGACGGUUACCCUAAUAGCUACGACCAAGAAGAGGGCGUUAAGGAUGUGUGGGGCAGAGAUGACCGCGACAAAUUCGAAAGGAAUUAUUCGGAUAAUAUGUGCAAUACAACAAUUUCACCCAACUCGAAAAUCGUCCCUAACUCUUUAAUAAAAAAUAAUGGAAGCAAACCUAAAAAUUCCUACAAAAAACCUCCCUUUUCUUACGCUCAACUUAUAGUGCAAGUCAUCUCGGGAGCCCCGGAGGGCUUUCUAACGCUAAGCGGCAUUUAUGAUGCUCUUUCCGAUAAAUAUCCAUAUUUCGAUAACACGGCCGACAAAGGCUGGCAGAAUUCCGUUCGGCACAAUCUGUCCCUCAACCGUUACUUUACGAAAGUUCCUCGAUCCCAAGAUGAGACUGGCAAGGGUUCUUACUGGAAACUCGACAUAAGUAAAGCCCCGGAACCUGAAACAUUAAUAGAACAGGCUUUCAUGGACAAGAAAACAAUGGCUGCAGUUCACUCCGCGUCUUCAAACGGUAAUGGGACGGGUUCAGGAAGUUUCAAGAAUUUUUCUUCCAAGUCCCACCUUUUCAAUCCGGAUUCGCCUGGUAAUUACCCCGAUAGUGCGAGGAAUAAUGGGUUCAUUGGUAAUUCCGAUGGUAGACGCAACGAGGAGAGCGAUAGCAAUAACUAUAUCAUUAACGAGUCUUCUUAUAGCGCUGAAGGACGCGAUGGUUUCAAGAUGGCAAAGAAAAGGGGGCGACCAAGAUUGAACAAGCCACGUUUGAACCAAAACAAGUCCAAUCCACUCACCAACUAUGUCAAUUUAAAGCCUGGCGAAGAUAAUACAGAUAAAGCGAUUGCUUCUUUGCCAAUUCACAAUAAUGCCAUAGAUCCAUAUUAUCCCACUAUCACUCAAAAUCCCGUCGCAUGUGACGAUUCUCAAAUUAAAUCCAAAAUCUCUUCCCAAGACCUCACCAAUAUCUCCAACCAAUUAAAUCAUUAUGAAACUGAUUCGAUAUUCAAUAACCUUGGAAACAGGACAGAAAGGGAGCUAGAAAACAACGUGGAAGACGCACGAGCUCAACAUAUCGAGGGAAUGUUGGAUAAUACCGAACCUUUAGAUGACGCGGCUCUCAUGGCAACCAGUCUUUUCCCCGAAACUAAUCCUCUCAAGAGGGCUAUGAUUCAACAGUUGCUAGAAUCGGCUGGUGGCCAUCAAAAUUUUUGAUAAUUAUCUAAAGAGAGAAGUGAAAAAAAAUACAGUGGGGAAAAAUCAAAAUUGGUCUCGAUAUGUUACGAAAAUCAUCAGAUUGCGGAUAAUCCGAAUCUUAUUUUAAUCUUACAAAAAAAUCUCAACUAAUUUUUUAAAUUAUAUUUAUAUGUACAAUACAUUUAAAAUAUUCGAACUCUCAUUAAAACUCUAAGUUAAAUAACAAUAUAUCAUAGCAUUUUUGAACUAACAAAUGCUAUAUUUUUAAAAAGAAAGUGAUCAAUAUGGACUUUUUAUAAACCAUAUUUAAAAUUACUCGAAUUCCCUAGAAUUUAUGACACAUGAGGGUUCUUAAAAAAUUUUGGUUUCUUCAAUUCCUAUGAGAAUCGUUUUAUUUUUAUAUAAAAAAAUCACGUAAUUAAUUUUUUUUUAAAAAAGUAUUAUUAGCCUCCCUUCCCAUUCAAAAAAAUACUAAAUUGAAUUAUUUAUUUAUUUACUAUUUUGUUAUUAUUUUUUAACUUUUGAUAUAUUUAACAUUUUAACCUAUUGUCUAUUUUUUACUAGUGACAGUCAAGUUGUAAAUUUUGAGGAGUUUUGAAUUGGUAUUUUUUUUUAUCAAGCUCUGAUAAAAGUCCAUUAUAAUUAGGUUUUAAAUGCUAUAAAUGUUUUUUUUAAUGUAAAAACUAAAAAAAUUUAUUUAUUUAAUCCGAAUAUUAAAUAAUCUUUCAUAGUUUAAACUUUUAUUAAAUUAUUAAUUAUAUUCAACGAAGAACUAAAAUUCAGUUUUCCAUAUUUUCUUAAUAAAUCUAUCUAUUAUUUUUCCCUUCUCUCCUUGUAACGAUAAAAUUAUGAGUAAAUAGGAUCUUUCGUUCACGUUUGUUAAAUUAUUAUUUUUAAAAUUAGUAAUCUUACAAUUCUUAUUUUUCUUUUAAGAUUUAAGAUUUUUUUAAAAUGUUAUUAUUUAUAGAAUUAUAUUUAAAAGUCGCCAAAUUUUAAAAAAAAUUAUAUUUCGCGAUUUUUGUCCCGAUUAUCAAUAUCGAAAUAUUUUUUUAUCUACUCUUUUUAUAUUUAUCAAUUCUUUUAUUUUAGUAUUUUUCCUUUAAUAUCUCUAAUAUAUUUUUUUAAUUAUCAUAAAAGUUACAUUACAUUUUUUUCUCUUUUAUCCCUUAAUUUAAUUUAUUUAAAUAUUAUCUCAUCAUCAUCUCAUAUAACUUGGUAUUAUUUUCUGUUUGUGGUUAUAUUUAUUUAUUAUUUUAAAUCGUGGAAAUUUAAAAAAAAAAUUACAUUAAAAUGUCUUAUUAUAUUUUUUUUCAUUUUGUAAACUUAAAAUUAAAAAUGUUUCAUUUGAAUAAUUAUUGAUUCCAGUGUUGUUAUAAGCUACUUUUAAA